This is a messenger RNA of Neurospora crassa OR74A, 898 nucleotides long. RefSeq lists its product as hypothetical. The transcript has 2 exons. The coding region runs from base 393 to 713 and encodes 106 amino acids. The record is from RefSeq and is a predicted model, not a curated record. Lineage: Eukaryota; Fungi; Ascomycota; Sordariomycetes; Sordariales; Sordariaceae.
GAGAACACAACACAACAAACGAUCCACAGCUUCUUCACCACAGCCGGUAACCGCCACCGGUCCUUUGUCAACUCCCUCCCCUCUCACCUCCACCCGCUCCUUGAGAAGGAGGAGCAGAAAGGAAAGUGGUAUCUGAAGUUGUAGGGGCUGGGUGGUUGUGGAAGAGGUGGAGGCAUGCAUGGCAGUGAAAUUUCGCAUAUGAGAGUCGGGUUCGGAGUUUGGGACGCCUGGGAGCUUACACAACACUCGUAUUUUACCUUGUUCAACAUGGAGGCUCAAGACAUGGAAACACACAGGACGUCUUGUUAAGCACAUGACCACGCCCUACAGCUACUGGCGGAAAAUUCCCACCUCCCGAACACCACCAUCCCCAAACCCCAGAGUCCUGUCCCAUGGUUCUCGCCCUGUUGAGGCACAGACGAUGCACCCCGUUUUUUGUUUCCCAUUUUGGAAGUUGGGCAACUGGGGUAUGCGGGGAGCCCGUCAUGCAGUUACUGUCGUUUGCUUCAGUUGAGCGGUUUUCAGGGUCUUGGAUGUCACUCACGUGGUCGAUACUAAAACCGGCGAUGGUGCUGGAUGGCUUGCAUACCCCUGACUGGAUGAGGAUGAGGUGGGUGUCGAGAAACAUGCGAUAUGGAAUGGUGAGACAGGGGCUUAAGUCUUGGAAUAUUCCACGAACCAUACCUACCUCUGUUCUAGCCACCCGACCAUAGGAUCGGGCUCCUGCUUUGUCUUUAGGCAUACAUUCUGAAUGGUACCCAAUAAACCAAGGCUGAUCAGUCCGGGGUAAUCUGAGUAGAUCUCCUCGGGCGGAGUUGGUUCCGCGGCUGGGGCGCAAAUGGCUCGGGGUCUUCACCCUGUCCGAGGACUCGCUUUUAAACGGCUUUUCGUUUUGAGG